Messenger RNA from Crotalus tigris (Tiger rattlesnake), 1470 nucleotides. It is a transcript of the gene CCK, whose product is annotated as cholecystokinin. Gene Ontology annotation, molecular function: neuropeptide hormone activity. Bases 476 to 844 code for a protein of 122 amino acids. The transcript is spliced from 5 exons. The record is from RefSeq and is a predicted model, not a curated record. Gene Ontology annotation, biological process: digestion. Gene Ontology annotation, cellular component: extracellular region; axon. Lineage: Eukaryota; Metazoa; Chordata; Lepidosauria; Squamata; Viperidae.
AGGCCCGUUGUGUCUUUCAGGUCACCGUUUUCCUCUUCGUCUCUUUGCUACGGCGGAGCGCUUCAAGUUUCUCUGUGUUGAAAAGUUGAGAUUCAGGUGGUGGGGGGAGGACUGUUAUUUGCUCUCCAAGGGCGUCAGCCGGAUGACCCAGGUCUGAGAGUUUCCCAGAGGAAGUUGAGUCCAGUUUAUUGUUUGUUUCCAUUACUCUCAACCAACAUACUCAACCUAGUUUCCAUCAGAUACUUUUUACCUUGCCCCAAUCCAAGGAGUCCCUUGGCUGGUAUACAUCUGGAAGGAGAAACUGUAAAAAUGUAUGGUGCUCCCCUAAUUGCGUCAGAUCUGUGCAAACAAAUGACAGCCUCUGAAGCACUUAACCAGACUAUUUAAGGAGAAACUCUGAAUGGCUUUGCUACAUUCUGGAGAGCGUUCCUUGUCCUGGCUAGUCAGAAGAUCUACCUGCACUUGAUUUGAAGCUAUGUAUAGUGGGAUUUGCAUCUUCCUGUUCCUGGCUAUGUUGUCCCUGAACUCCUUGGGACAGCAAACAUCUGGAUCCCACCAUGCAAUGACAAAUCUCGACCAGAGCGUGUUAGAAAAUCACCGACAUGCCCGUAUUCCAACCUCAGGAAAACCUGCCCAGCUGGCAGAUGGCAGCAUUGACCAAAAGGCCAACCUUGGAGCUCUGUUAGCCAAAUAUCUCCAGCAAGCCCGAAGAGGUUCUACUGGAAAAGUUUCUGUGAUGGGGUUACAGAAUUUUGACCCUACCCACAGGAUAAGGGACAGAGACUACAUGGGCUGGAUGGAUUUUGGACGUCGCAGUGCUGAAGAAUAUGAAUACUCCUCUUAAAAAUUGUCCAACUUUGUUUAAAAGAAAUGAAAUUCAAAAUCCUUGUACAGAAAUACGAUUUUCUGUAAAAAAAAAAUAUGUUGGCAUCCUUUACAAAUUGAUGUUUAAAAUAUCUGUAUUUGAUGUAAAUUUGUCUGUAAAACUAUACAAUAUAUAUUUUGCAAACAUAUGCAGAGUUUUCAAGAAUGUGGAUAUAUCAGAAGUAUUUUAUUCAUUUCUUGAUAAUUUUAUCAUUGCAAAUGUUGCUAUCUCUUUCUUAAAAAAUUGUUUGCAAUUUAACACAAAAACCAUUUGUUAAUUUGAACUAUUUAUGUGUUAGAAAAUAUCAACCCAAGAGUCAGAUUCAAAUACAUUCAAAAGUAGUAUUAUUGCAAUCAGUGAGACUUUAAAUUUUUCAUGAUCAACUGAAUUGACUGCAAUGAAUCCUCUUUACAUAUGAUUAAACUUUGAUUUGAUUCUAUUUAUUUAGAUAUUAACACUAUAGAAAAGUCAUUAUACCAAUACAUUCAAAAUUUGGUCAAAUAAUUUUCUAGGCAUGUUAUGGCCUCUGGUUAUUUGAUUUUGUGCAGUAAAUGUGAAAAUUCUGAUACAAUUAUUCACACUAGAAUAAACAGAACUUUCCUUGC